Messenger RNA from Theobroma umbraticum, 550 nucleotides. NCBI's taxonomy places the organism in Eukaryota, Viridiplantae, Streptophyta, Magnoliopsida, Malvales, Malvaceae. The record is from RefSeq and is a predicted model, not a curated record.
AUGAGGUCAACAAUGCUGCAAACUUUGUUGUUGUAUUGCAUAGUUUUUGAUGUAAUUUGUGUUUUAGGGGAUGUUGGGACGGCCAAGGCGUAUGAUCCUCCAUACUUGCCAACCAAAUGCAAUGGCUACAACGAGGAUCAGUUCCCUCCGGGUGGGCUCUUUGCUGCGGUGAGUGAUGGGUUAUGGGAUAAUGGAGCAUCAUGUGGUAGGAAGUACAGGAUCAGGUGCAUCAGCGGCCCAAAGCGGCCAUGCAAAGGUAGAUCCAUAGUUGUGGAGGUUGUUGAUCGUUGCACAGAAGAUCGUUGCCCCGUAACCAUGCAGCUGUCAAACAAAGCCUUCGACGCCAUCUCAAAAUUUGAUGCCAGAGUUAAUGUUGAAUAUGCACAGAUUUGAAGUAACUUUGCUAGAGUUUAAGAGCAUCUACCUUAGGAUCCCUUGCAGCCAUGAACACAAAAAAGUUGUAGAUUACCACUCUGUAUUACUAGAAUAAAGUGAACUAUCAGGUGUUGUUGGUUCUGUAUUUCAGAGCCAUUACCAAGAUUAAUAAGAA